This is a messenger RNA of Miniopterus natalensis, 1044 nucleotides long. It is a transcript of the gene GPR33, whose product is annotated as G protein-coupled receptor 33. Gene Ontology annotation, biological process: phospholipase C-activating G protein-coupled receptor signaling pathway; inflammatory response; complement receptor mediated signaling pathway. Gene Ontology annotation, molecular function: complement receptor activity; G protein-coupled receptor activity. Gene Ontology annotation, cellular component: plasma membrane. NCBI's taxonomy places the organism in Eukaryota, Metazoa, Chordata, Mammalia, Chiroptera, Miniopteridae. The record is from RefSeq and is a predicted model, not a curated record.
AUGGAUCUGAUCAGCUCUUCUAAUUACCAGGUCAAUGUCUCUACAUUAGUAAGAAACAGCACUCACUUUCCAGCCCCUGCCUCAAAAAUAAUCAUUGUCCUUCUUUUGUUCAUGACAUCAAUAAUCGGUAUUAUUACCAAUGGUCUCUGUCUAUGUAUACUAAAAUUCAAGAUGGAAAAAACUGUCAGUACUCUUUUAUAUUUUCAUCUCAUUCUUUCAUAUUUUGUUUCAACAUUGACUGUGCCGUUUAUAACCACCUCUUCCCUUCAGGACAACCACUGAAGCUUUGGAGAUGCCAUGUGCAAGGCCUUCAACAGCGUUUUGUCCACAGGAGUGUUCGCCUCCGUUUUCUUCCUCUCAGCCAUCAGUGUUGAUUGUAACCUUCUCACUACUCACCCGGUGUGGUCACAGCCGCACCAAACCCCACGCUGGGCUUCCAGCAUCAUCCUGGGAGUCCGGAUGUCUGCCACUGCCCUCAGCAUUCCCUGUUUGGUUUUCAGAGAGGCACAUGAUGACCAUGAAGGAAGGGUGACCUGCCAAAAUAACUAUGCUGUGUCCACUAACUGGGAAAGCAGAAAGCUGCACACAUUAAAGAAAUGGGUUCACGCAGCCUGUUUCACCAGCAGCUUCUUGCUAGGCUUCCUUCUGCCUUUCUUCAUUAUCACCUUUUGCUAUGGAAGAGUAGCCAACAAGAUGAAAAAGAGGAACCUAUUUAAAUCCAACAAGCCCUUCAAAGUCAUGACGACUGCCGUUACCUCUUUCUUUGUGUGUUGGAUGCCCUACCAUGUAUCCCAGGGCUUGCUUCUCACUAAGAACCAAUCUCUACUUUUACAGUUGACUAUGAUGCUUACAGUGAUUAACUCUUUCAAUACUGUCUUUUCUCCCACACUCUACCUAUUUAUUGGGGAGAACUUCAAAAAGGUUUUCAAGAAGUCCAUUCUUGCUCUGUUUGAGUCAACAUUCAGUGAGGAUUCUUCUCCAGAAAGAACACAAAACCGAAAUUCGAAAACCUACAUUAAAAUGCAGGGUCCCAUGAACUCUUAG